Molecule: messenger RNA, 3987 nt
Organism: Frieseomelitta varia
Lineage: Eukaryota; Metazoa; Arthropoda; Insecta; Hymenoptera; Apidae
Gene: Mer
Product: merlin
Exons: 9
Coding region: 552-2363 (603 amino acids)
Biological process (GO): positive regulation of protein localization to early endosome; positive regulation of early endosome to late endosome transport; regulation of organelle assembly
Cellular component (GO): filopodium; plasma membrane; cytoskeleton
Molecular function (GO): cell adhesion molecule binding; actin binding
Source: RefSeq, a predicted model, not a curated record
AUUCCGAGGUAUCGAUAAGAUAUCGAUGAGCGUUGGAUCGUCUAGAUUGUCAAUGUAGUGUCUCGAGCGAAAUCAUCGAAUUGGCUGAAACUGCUAGAACAAACAAUCUCGAAAAAGACGCAAGGAUCGUUUUACGUAUUGCUGUCAGUUUCGCUGAUUCUUUUUUUCUCCUCCGAGGAUAACAUAUACGGAAAAAGGAGCAACGCGAUGUAACACAACGGGGAGAUCAACCGUUGCGAGGAUCAUUCCACGGGAAUUCGAGUUGAUCAAGAAUUGUUAUCACGUAUCUCAAUGUAUUUCGCCAAUAUGUUGCGAAUGCGUAGGUAAGGUUAUCCAUCAUUCAAGCUCUCCACUUUUUUCGGAUUUAUCGGACGAAUGCGAAAAAAAAAAAAGAAACAGUUAACGUCGGGCCAAGUUUUGCAACCACGAUCUUAGGUGCUUUCGUUCUUCUGUCCCAUUUUUUUCUCUUUUUUUUUUUUUGUCUCUCUCGCGACAUUGACCGUCCUGCUUUUUCUUUUUCGUGAUGUUGAGUGAACGUAACGAGGAGUAAAAUGCCACCGUUUCGAAGGAAAAAGUCUGGAAAAUCUUUCCCCGUUAAAGUCUGUACGCUGGACGCUGAACUGGAAUUCAGUUUGGAGUGGAGAUCAACGGGACGAGAUUUGUUCGACUUAGUCUGCCGCACGAUAGGAUUAAGGGAAACAUGGUAUUUUGGACUGCAGUAUGAGGACACUAAAGGGUUCAUAUCCUGGCUAAAAUUGGACAAGAAAGUGCAAGAUCAAUGUAUCUCCCAACAACCGACAACACCUUUCAUGUUUCUGGCAAAGUUUUAUCCAGAGGAUGUUGCUGAAGAAUUAGUGCAGGAAGUGACACAGCAUUUGUUCUUUCUGCAAGUGAAACAAGCUAUUCUUUCUAUGGACAUUUACUGCCCACCAGAGGCAUCCGUAUUGUUAGCUUCCUACGCGGUUCAAGCGAAGUACGGAGACUACGAUGAAGUUUCAUAUCGUCCAGGGAUGUUGGCCAGCGAAGAUUUAUUGCCGCAAAGAGUCAUUGAUCAAUAUCAAAUGACGCCUGAAAUGUGGGAAGAUAGGAUAAAAAUUUGGUACGCUGAUCAUCGUGGUAUGUCCAGAGACGAAGCGGAGAUGGAAUAUCUGAAGAUUGCCCAGGAUCUUGAUAUGUACGGUGUAAAUUAUUUUCCUAUUAGUAAUAAAAAGGAAACUGACCUUUGGCUGGGAGUCACGGCCCUGGGAUUGAACAUUUACGAGAAGGAAAAUAAGCUAGCGCCGAAAACAACGUUCACGUGGUCGGAGAUACGGCACAUCAGUUUCGAUGACAAGAAAUUCGUAAUAAAACCAGUGGAGAAAACGUCGCCGAACUUCGUGUUCUUCUCGCAGAAAGUUCGGAUGAAUAAAUUGAUCCUAGACCUGUGUAUCGGCAACCAUGAUCUGUUUAUGAGAAGACGAAAGCCUGAUUCUAUGGAGGUACAGCAGAUGAAAGCACAAGCUAAAGAAGAAAAAUCAAGGCGACAAAUCGAAAGAAACAAACUAGCGCGAGAGAAGCAACUCAGAGAAGCCGCAGAAAGGGAAAAGGCCGCUAUGGAACAACGUCUUCUGCAAUAUCAGGAAGAAAUUCGCUUAGCAAACGAGGCACUCAGGAGAUCUGAAGAAACUGCAGAUCUACUAGCAGAGAAAAGUCGCGUAGCUGAAGAAGAGGCAAUGCUGUUAAGUCAGAAGGCCUCAGAGGCGGAGCAGGAGAUCACGCGUAUACGAUUGAAUAAUAUGAAGACCGAAGAGGAAAAAGUUCACCUCGAACGAAAGACCAGAGAAGCAGAGUUGUUGACAGAGAGGCUGGUGCAAGAGUCAGAGCGAAGAGCUGCUGAAGCAGAAAAAUUGAAGGACGAACUGCUACGCGCGCGUAUCGCCGAGAAAGAAGCAAAGGAGAAAUUGUUGGAAUUCCUUAGCAGGAACGCUUACACCGCAACUAUAGCUCCGGUACCAAAUCUGUUCCCAUCGACGCAAGUACUCCCAUCAGAUUUGCAAGCAGAUCUUCAGACAUUGCAACUGGACACGGAACCUCUGCCAGCCGACUUAACAUCCUACGAUCUAAUCGCCGAUGGGGACGUCGAUCAACUUUCCAUGGAGAUCGAGAAAGAAAGAGUGGAUUACUGGGAAAAGAGCAAGCACUUGCAAGAGCAGCUCAAAGAAUUGCGCACAGAGAUAGAAGUUAUGAAAGUUGGGGAGAAACAGUGCGAAUUAGAUCAGUUACAUGAUGAACAAGUGCGGCUUGGUGAAAAUAAGUAUAGUACGUUAAAGAAAGUGAAAUCUGGAUCCACCAAAGCCAGAGUUGCGUUCUUCGAGGAGUUGUAGUGCUAGAGAGCUCUAAGAGAGAUUGAAAAAUUAACGGAGACUUUUCAUGGAGACGAGACAAAUAUGCGAUUGAGUAUAUGCGAUUGAGUAAUUUCUGAAUCUCAGACACGUACGUAUGUAUACGUUUUAGAAUACUGAAACGUACGCUUUCUGUUGUAUUUUAGUAAUAGUUUGAUUUGCUCUAUAUUUACGAUACUGAUACAAUUAGUAAAUACAAUUAGUAAAUCAUAGCAGUAAAAUUGUCCUUGCUUGGAUUUACGUUUGUUUCCACCCGCUCAUGUAUCUUUGCCUAUUUUGUUGUAUUAACUUUCAGUGUUUAAUAACUUCGUAACUCGGCUAGUAAAGUUUUGCACAAAAUACGUAUACAGAAAUCAAAAUUGUUAGUAGGAUUGCUAGGUGUUAACGAUUGUACAGAAAUAAGCAAUUUUUAAAAUUGUAUAUUAUAUUAUAUUAUAUUUUAAAGUUUCGGUAAUUCUAAAAAAUAUUACCCUUCUUUUUUUAACAGAAACAUUAUGUAGAUUAAAGUUCAAAAUUUGAAAAAAAAAACAAAUUUCCCGAUGCUCUGUCAAAUUUUAAUAACGAUGGGAAUUAAUUUCAAUUCGGUUCAGUUACUAGUAAUGCAUUAGCUAAUAAUGCUUAGGUACUAUUUACUUUUUAAUGUAACGUGAUCGAAUGUGCCUAUAAAAAUUGCAUCGUGCAUUUUGUGCGUCGCAUGAUUGGUAAAGGAGCUUAUCGAGAGAGAAAAAAAAAACUGUAUUACAGCUACAGUCUAGUCAAACAACUUGCAAAAUAACUGAUGACCAGAUUCCUGAUUGGUAGAGGUACAAAAAAUACAAUAGUUAUUUUGGUAUUCAAGAUGUUCAUGAUCAAUGUUUGAAGACGUUUUCAUGCUUGAUUGCUAUUAAAUUGUAACUUCGAAUAGUUCUAGUUAAUAAUGCGAAUAAUCUGAAAUACGACUGCUGCAAGUAGGAAAUGUGAUUUUUAACGAAAUUGCGAAAGGAAACGAAGGAUUCCAAUGCAAUACAAAUCAUAAUUUUAAAAAGUCUGAUAAUGAUAAAAAAGAUAUAAUAUGUAUACUCAUACAUCAAACUUAUUUCGAUAAAAUAGAGAAGACUUUCCGUUAUGUAAUUUUUACAUAAGAGGAGUAAAAAUUUGUUAUAGUUGCAAAAAACAUGAGAAAUUAUUUAUAUUAACGCACUGAAUCUUUUGAGGUAAUGAUACAUUAUUUUAAGAUGUUAAAUUCGUGAUAUAUAAGAAAAAUUGAUAUAAAAAUAUUCGAUCAGUGUAUGAGUAUUUAUUGAUAUUCGUUUUUAUUAGAUAAGAAAAUAUGUAAGUAUAAAGGAAAUCGUUGUUAUUCAUGCCAUAUGCCAUGAACCAUAACUAACAUAAUUGCUAUAUAGUUAGUUUGAUUAGACUAGAGCAUUACAAUCUUUGUGCAUUAUCAAUUGUGGCCUUCGAAAAGGAAAUGUUCCUAUCAAUGUAGUAAAAAAAGUCAGUGUUCAAGUAUUCUACUUAAUUAAGUACUAAGUAUUUUAAAAUGUAACAUAUUCACUAAUUAUAGCAUCAAAUGUAUAUGAUACUUUUCAAACGAGAAAGAAAAGUAAUUUUUAUAUGCAGUAAUGUA